AUGCACCUGACCACUGCAACGCGUCCGGACAUUGCGUUUGCUGUGGGCUAUGUGUCGCGGUUCAUGGAAAAUCCCCAAGAAGAACACUGGGUUGCAGUUAAGCGUAUCUUUCGCUACCUACAAGGCACCAAGACGCAUGGAAUUUGCUACAAGCCAAGUGCAAGGAUCGACUUCCGUGGAUAUUCGGAUGCGGAUUGGGCUGGUGAUCUUACCGACCGCAAGUCAACAUCGGGGUACACGUUCAUGCUACUCGGUGCGCCAGUCAGUUGGGGCAGCAAGAAGCAGCUAAGUGUUUCGUUGUCCACGAGUGAAGCCGAAUACAUCGCACUCAGCUUGGCGAUUCAAGAGGGCAAGUGGAUUUUCAUCGUCUGCUUUGUGAGAUCGUGA
This is a messenger RNA of Peronospora matthiolae, 387 nucleotides long. NCBI's taxonomy places the organism in Eukaryota, Oomycota, Peronosporomycetes, Peronosporales, Peronosporaceae. The record is from the annotation of a GenBank genome assembly.